Molecule: messenger RNA, 581 nt
Organism: Meloidogyne enterolobii
Lineage: Eukaryota; Metazoa; Nematoda; Chromadorea; Rhabditida; Meloidogynidae
Source: the annotation of a GenBank genome assembly
UUUCUUGGGGAAUUUAGUGUAAAAAUAAGCUGGGAAGGAAUAAAUAUAAACAACUUUGAGAAUUAUGGUCGGGGUCGGAAUUUGUGAAAUUGAAGUAUCGAUUCUUGAGUCCGUGGAUAACAUUAUUAACAAAUAAAUUUCUCUUCCUCUUACGCAAAAUCCACCUUUAGUUGCCUUUACUCUCCACUAUUCCAUUUCCAAAUCAUUAUUUUAUCUUCAAUUUAUAUUUUUUAUUUAUAUUUAGAGAAUGUCGUUAUUCUUUUUAUUUAUUUUCUUCAAUUCACUUUUUAACUUUGUUUCUCCAUAUUCCAUUUUUGUAAAAAUUUCUUGGCGAGAUAACGGAGAAAAUGGAGAAAAUUAUUACAAACGCUUGGCUAAAGAAGAGGACGAAAGAUUUAAAUUGGAAUUGAAUGGAGAUCAGUUCGGCAAUCCAAGAUUGACUGACAUAAACGAUACAUUUCACUUUGAGAAUCUAAAUGCAGGCCCUUUUACAUUGAAAAUAACAAUUUAUGGGCUUAUUAAAGUUAGUGUAAGGAAGGACGGAUAUUGGCACUAUAGAAGAAAUACUGGAAAAUGAUACA